GAAACUGGUCACACUGCGGCGUAUAUAACCAGGAAUAAACCGGAAUUCAGCGCGAUUUUUAAAAAGUUUUCGCCUCGAACGGUCGUUUUAAGCGUCGCGGAGCAAGAAGAAGAAUAUACGCACAGCUGUUUGUGACGCGAGUUUUGUUUAUGAAACAUAUCAACAAAAGCUAUGGAUAUUAGUGCCGCACCAAUGCUCGAAUAUAUUCUGUAGUAAAUGUGCAACGAUUUUAUUAGGUUCUCCGUGCAAAUACGUGUUUUAUUUUGUCGUUUACCUUUGGAAACGCGCGCGUUUUUGUGCCGGUUGUACAACUUAUGCAAAUUCAGCGCGUCCGCAGAUAAUUUAUUGUUGCUGCGAGCAAGAAGAAGGUUUUGCUUCUAAAUUAAAACAAUUGCUGGCAAUUGAAAGUGCAAGUGCAUAUUGCGGCGGAAACAGCGGCUUUUUUGCAGUCUCUUAAAGCAAUCUCGUUGCGAAAAGCAAAAGUCACUCGGGCAUAUCAGCACCCAUCGGCCUUGGCCCCCAGCUACCACCUCUUCCCCUCGGCGGCGGCUUUGUUAAGUUGCGUCAUGUAGCCAAGGAGGAGGAUACCAGUAGCAGCAGCACCACAUCCUCCGCCAAGGAAUCGCCAGAUAAGAAGGAUCUCAGCCAGGAGCAGGCAGAAGCUUCGGGAGACUCAUCGCACCCAACGGCUUUGCCACAGUUUCUUCAAGGCGUCCAACGAUCAUUAACCGAGGUCAUGGGCCCCGAUCAGCGGUCUUUGGUGAUUUCGAAGACCGGCUCCAUUGCGGAGCGUUUAGCGGCACUCCACAAAAGUGGCGAGGACGACUGGAAGAAGCGCAUCUCGAAGCGCGACGAAGUCGACGAUGUGCACCGUGAAAACUUCGUAAACGAAUCGCUAUCUUUGGCCCACUCGCUGUCGGACAAACCACUGCCCCCAUCACCUUUGAUACCCACAAGCUUGGAGGGCGGCAAGGUAUCAGAUCGCUUGAGCAAACUGAAGUGCAACUCGGAGAACUGGAAGCAGCGCAUAGAGCAAACGGAUGCCAAGAAGUUCACAGUCGCCGGCCGACUGCAAAAGAAGGCCCAAUCCCCCGUGGAGCUUCAGUUCGAGCGUUCCGCCAAUGAUGCGGCCAAGAAGUGUCCCAUGCUGGAGGUGCGCAGCGCCAAUCAGCCGCAACUGGGUCUGGCCAAGAGCCCCUCCAUGAUGGUCACCUCCAGCACCACCAAUAGUACCAGCAAGACCGCGCUCCGCAGCCUGAGUGUGAAUCCCGAGGAGGAGGGACCAGCCAGCCUAAGCCGCUCCAACAGCAGCAGCUCGGAGUCCGAUGGUGAGCGCAACUCCCCUCAGAACGCCAAGCAGAACAAGGAGCUGGCCAACAACAAGAGUGCCGCAGCAGCCACCAAUGUGGGCGCCAGGAUUCAAGUGCCCCGGCUGGACGACAAGGAGACAUUCGAGAACUUCUUCUCUUCCAAGCCGAAAAGUGAGCAGAACGUUGAGCUCGAGAUCAGCGCCUUCGAUGACAUCAAGCCCACUGAGCGUUUGGUAAGCAAGCGCCACGUGCAGGGUCCCAAAGGUCGACGGGCUGCACGCAAUCCUCUCAAGAGUCUAGCAGCUCGUGAGGACAUAAGUUCUGAGUACACAGAAAUGAGGUCGGGCAUAGCCGAGCGGGAACUACGACGCCUCAAGCUGGAGUCAUAUGGUCAUAAUGCCAACUUGGCUGCAGAGGCCAUAGCCGGAUUAGCCUCCAUUGAGGACUUCAAGUCUGUGGCACUCCGCUCCUCGUCAAUUCCACUGCAGCAGAUGUGGCUGCCCCACAAGCCAGUGAUGUUACUCCAUGUUAAGGGACGCACCCAUGUCCAAACCCGGCUGGUGGAGCCCGUGCACAGCUCCCUGAACCGUGGUGAUUGCUUCAUCCUGGUCGCCGGAUCGCAGCUUUUCCGCUACGUUGGAUCCUUCGCCAACGUCAUUGAGAUCUCCCGAAGCAAGAAGAUCUGCGCUGCCAUUGUGGAGAACAAGGAUCUCGGAUGCACCGCCAGCCAGGAGGUGAUCCUCACGGAUGGCAAGUAUUUGAAGGAGCGCCAGUGGCGUCAGUUCUGGCAACUUCUGGGCAAAAAAGAGGACGACCAAUCCGAUAUAGCCGAAUGCGGUCAUGCCGAUGAGGACGACGUGUUCGAGAGCAGUCUGAUCGAAACUAACAAGAUCUACGAGUACCAGGAUGAGGCCCUCAUUCCGAUGGAGAAAUUCUGGGGCUGCAUCCCCAAGGUGGACAUGCUGGACACGCGCAAGGUUUUGGUCUUUGACUUUGGCAGUGAAUUGUAUGUGUGGAAUGGCAAGAAUGCCCCAUCGGAUGCCAAGCGGGCUGCCAUGAGAUUGGCCCAAGAACACUUUGGUGCUGAGGAUUCGGCGGAUUAUGCCGACUGCUACUUGAAUCCCCUGAACUAUGCCGCCAUUGUGGGUCGUCGUGAGAGCACCAAGUACGCCAAAAGGUGCGCUCAGCGCCCAGAAUGGUGUGUUCUCGGCAAGAUCACCCAGAACAUGGAGACGGUGUUGUUCAAGGAGAAGUUCAGUGACUGGCCAGAGAUAGAGCGCGAGGAUCUGGAGAAGGAUUACCUUUCGAACGGAGUGCAUAUGGUGCGUGCUUUAAACGGAAGCGCUUUGCACAAGGGAGAACCAUAUCAGGAACCCAAUCUGGUGCUCGAGCAGGCUAAUUUGGGGCGUGGCAAUUUCUACUACGAUACGGACACCAUGCGUCACUUCGAUGUGAUCACCAAGUCCACGGACAAAUGGCAGAUACACGAGUUCAACUUUGAUGCGGCCAACAAUCGCGACGACUACGGUCACUUCUACUCGGCGGAGAGCUAUAUAGUGCGCUGGAUCUACCAGAUUUCGGUCACAGUUCGCGAGCUCAGUGGCAAAGUGUCGAACAGGAGCACUGUGGGUCGGGACCGGUGUGUCUACUUCACCUGGCAAGGCCAGGACUCUAGUGCCAACGAGAAGGGCGCGGCUGCUUUGCUGACCGUGGAAUUGGACAAAGAGAAAGGCGCCCAAAUGCGGGUGUCACAGGGAGAUGAGUGCACAGCCUUCGUCCGCCUGUUCCGGCAAAUGUGGCAGCACCGUGGACGCAAGGAGCAAUGUCUGGAGAGGCGCAGCGAGUGGAGACUCUACCAACUGCAGGGCAACGUCAACGAGGAGUCCCUCAUCAAGGAAGUCGUCUGCCAGUCCAGUCACUUGCGAUCCCGCAGCUCCAUGCUGCUAAUUCACGGCAGUCAGGGAAAUGUAAUAGUCUGGCACGGAUCGAAGAGUGCGCCUCACACUCGUAACGUGGCCACAGGGGUUGCUCAAGAUCUGAUCAAGACGGUGCCCAAAGAUCUCUUCAGCGCCGAAGCUGCCAACUUAACUGAGGUGGAGGAGGGUACCGAAGAGGAUCAGUGCAAGAAGGCCUUGGGAUUGAAGGAUGAACGAAAGGAAUACGGCAGCCUGCUUAAGGCCACCAAGUCGUUCGAUUACCAACUAAGGAUCUUCAACUUCUCCAGCACCCAGGGUGUUUUCAAAGCGCUUGAACUGAGCGAUCCGCUGCGCUGCCAGGAUCUGCACAGUGCGUACCCCUUUAGCCAGUCUCAGCUGUACAAUGCAAGGCAGCCGACUAUCUUUCUGCUGGACGACGGCGAUGAGUUGUGGCUCUGGAUGGGAUGGUGGCCUCUGGAGGAUGUGAAGAUAAACACCGAUGAGCGAAGCAGUCCCACCAACGACAAUCGCGCUGGAGUAAAUCGCUGGAUCUCAGAGAGACGUGCUGCCCUGGAGACAGCCGUUGACUAUUGGCGCGCCAAGCACGGCGAGAACGAGAAAGAGCCCUUCCAUGGCAUCAGGGGCCAGGUUGUGUGGGCAGGCCUGGAGCCACUGGCCUUCAAGGCGCUAUUUCCCGACUGGACAGACCGUCCGGAUGUAAGGGAAAUCAACGAAGAGGAUGGGCGAACUGAUGCUUCCAUAUCGAUCGGCACAAUGCUGGCACAAAUGACGCAGACCGAGUAUCCCCUGGAAGUCCUCAAAGCGCGUCCACUGCCCGAAGGUGUGGAGCCCACCCGCCUGGAGGUCUACCUUAAUGCGGAGGACUUCCGGGCGGCACUGGGAUGCAGCCGGGCGGAAUUCGAGCAGCUGCCCAUCUGGAAACAGACCAAGCUGAAGAAGGAGCGAGGGCUGUUCUAGGAGAGAGGCACAAUGCAACUUUAUAGACUUGAACACAAUCACAAAACACAAAUCAACCACUUUUAUAAGCACUUUUUGUAGGCGGCGAUGCUAUUGCAACGGACACAGACAGAUCGGAACUAUCGUAUUCUAUAGGCCUAUAUAGUUUAGCAUAUACACACGUGCGCAUAUCCCUAUAUACUCUCUAUUUUACACAUAUUACAUAGCCUUUAUAUAUGUAACGACUAUUAUGCAAGUGCACGAUGCCUGGCAAUAAAUUUCAACUCGCUUCAUUCGGUA
Molecule: messenger RNA, 4483 nt
Organism: Drosophila erecta
Lineage: Eukaryota; Metazoa; Arthropoda; Insecta; Diptera; Drosophilidae
Product: supervillin
Exons: 9
Coding region: 737-4204 (1155 amino acids)
Biological process (GO): barbed-end actin filament capping; actin filament severing; cytoskeleton organization
Cellular component (GO): actin cytoskeleton; cytoplasm
Molecular function (GO): phosphatidylinositol-4,5-bisphosphate binding; actin filament binding
Source: RefSeq, a predicted model, not a curated record